UAUAUAAUAUUAUAUGUAAGAUUUAAAUAAGCAUGCAAAUGUUUUCAUGUAGAAGAACUCAACUAAAGAAUUUUAUAAAAAAUUAUUAUGAAAAUAUAUAUAAGAAAUGUGAUAUUCAAUCUAUUUCUACAGACAUAAGGGAAUGGAAGCCUACAAUAGGUUUAGAAAUACAUGCACAAAUUUUAACAAAAUCAAAAUUAUUUUCUGGAGCUUCUACAAAUUUUAAUUGUCCAAUUAAUUCUUCUGUAUCAUUUUUUGAUUGCGCAAUACCUGGUACAAUGCCAGUAUUAAAUAAAAAGUGUGUAGAAGCUGGAAUAUUAACUGCUUUGGCUCUUUCAUGUGAAAUAAAUGCUGUCUCAAUGUUUGAGAGGAAGCAUUAUUUUUAUUCUGAUUUACCUGCAGGUUUUCAAAUUACGCAACAAAAAAAACCACUAGCUGUUAAUGGAGAAAUUAAAUUUAAUGUAUUUAAGCCUGAAAUACAUAAACAACCUUAUACAAAAUCAUCAAAAAUUAAGCAGAUACAGUUAGAACAAGAUAGUGGAAGAAGUUUUCAUAAUGAAGUUUUUGAAAGAAGUUUAAUUGAUCUUAAUCGAGCUGGAAUACCUUUAAUGGAAUUAGUUUUUGAGCCAGAUUUAACAAAUGGAGAAGAAGCAGCAGCUCUUGUGAAAGAACUUUGUUUUAUUUUACAAUUAUUAGGCACAUGUUCAUGUAAAAUGGAAGAAGGAGCCCUAAGAGUUGAUGCAAAUGUUUCUGUAAACAAAUCUAAUGCACCUUUAGGUAUUCGUACUGAGAUAAAAAACAUUGGAAGUAUAGGUGCUAUCAAUCGUGCUAUAGAAUACGAGAUAAAAAGACAAAUUUCUAUUUUAGAAGCAGGAGGUCAAGUUACCAAUGAAACUCGUGCAUGGAAUCCAAUAGACAAAAAAACAAUUCUUAUGCGUGAAAAAGAAGAAAAACAUGAUUAUCGUUUUAUGCCUGAAUCAAAUUUGCUACCAUUAUAUUUACACAUUGAUAAUACGAUGGAAAAUAAAUAUAAUCUAAUUAAUGUCCCAUCUUUAAAAGAGCAAUUACCAGAAUUGCCAGAACAAAUACGUCAAAAAUUACAGAACAGCCUUACACCACAUGUAUUUAUAGCAAUAAUGAGUGACUUAGAAUUAUAUCUAUUAUUUCGUGAUAUUUUAAAUAAUGGUAAACAUCGUAAGCCUCAGUUGGUGGCUCAAAUUCUUAUUUCUGAAGUAUGUGCAUUUAUAGAUGAACAUAAAUUGAAUCUCGCAUUUUGUGUGUGUAAUCAGAAAUAUAUUGAAAAGACAAUUGAUUUAUUACAAGCUAGAAUAAUAAAUCAACAUAUACUAAGAAGAUUGUUAAAUAAAUUACUUAAUGAAUCAAAUAAGAUGCCAGAACAGAUUGUUGAAGAAAAUAAUUGGUUUAUGAUAUCAAGUGAAGAGAAAUUAGAAAUAUUAUGUUUAGAAGUACUUAAAAAAAAUCCAAAAUGGGUCAAAAAAUAUAAAAGAGGAAAUAAAAAAAUAUUUAAAAAGUUUCUACAUGAGGUAGUUACACUUACUGGAGGAUGUGCAGAAAUGGUCAAAGUUUCAAAAAUUAUGACAAAAUUAUUAAGUUAAUUUCAAAAUAUUUCAUUAUUAUCUCAUUCGUUUUUAUAAUAAAAACAUUUAAAUAAUAACUUUAUAAAUGAUUAGAAGUUCUUAUUUUUUAACAUAUUUACACAUCAUCACAUUAAAAAUAUUAUACGAAAUAUAUGUAAGUAAUUUUUUUAACAUUUAUUUUUUAUAAAUUGCAAUCACAAAUAUAAAAUCAAAUAUGAAAUAAAUAUCUUUGAUUU
Messenger RNA from Apis dorsata (giant honeybee), 1834 nucleotides. It is a transcript of the gene GatB, whose product is annotated as glutamyl-tRNA(Gln) amidotransferase subunit B, mitochondrial. The transcript is spliced from 11 exons. Gene Ontology annotation, biological process: mitochondrial translation; glutaminyl-tRNAGln biosynthesis via transamidation. NCBI's taxonomy places the organism in Eukaryota, Metazoa, Arthropoda, Insecta, Hymenoptera, Apidae. The coding region runs from base 33 to 1616 and encodes 527 amino acids. The record is from RefSeq and is a predicted model, not a curated record. Gene Ontology annotation, molecular function: glutaminyl-tRNA synthase (glutamine-hydrolyzing) activity.